AUGAAUCCUCAGCAGCCACCGUACGGCCAACCCCCCCAAGGCGGCUACCCAGGCUACCAGUCUCCGCAACCCGGGCAGCAGCCUCCCCAAGGUCAAUAUCCUCCCCAGGGACCGCCAGGACAGUACCAGCAGCCGUACGGUCAGCCACCGCAGGGCCAGCCUCCCCAAGGACAGUACGCGCCUCCCAGCCAGCCUCCGCCAGGCCAGUAUCCUCAAGGCCAGUAUCCUCAAGGCCAAUAUCCUCCCCAGGGACCACCUGGGCAAUACCAGCAGCCGUACGGCCAGCCUCCUCAGUACCCUCCCCAAGGUCAGUACGCACCUCCUAGCCAGCCUCCGCCAGGCCAGUAUUCUCAGGGCCAAUAUCCCCCUCAACCACCACCACAAGGCUACCCAGGCCAGCCUCCUCAGCAACCUUACUCGCCUCAUCCCCCGCAGGGCUACCAGGGACAGCCACCACCACCCCAGCAGUAUGGACAGCCCUACGGCCAAUACCCCCCUCAACAACAUGGCCAAUAUCCCCCUCAGCCCUACGGACAGGCACCCCCAGCCCCUGCGUCGCAAGGGUACGACCUUGCACAGAAGCAGUUCACGCAGCAUGUAGACACAUCACCCGACGUGGAGGCCCUCCGCAAGGCCAUGAAGGGUAUGGGCUGCGACGAGCGUGCUCUGAUCAGAGUUCUCACGGGACCGAAAUAUUCGAAUCCGUGGGCCAUGCAGCAGCUCGUGGACGACUAUAACAAGCGUUUCAUCCGGGACCUGCGCAAGGACAUCAAGAGCGAGACGCGGGGUACCUUUGAAGACGCUCUCCUAGCGCUCAUACGGGGGCCCCUCGAAAAUGAUGUUCGCACGCUCGACGAAGCUAUGGAUCGUGCUGGGACAGACGAAGUCGCCCUCGCUGAUGUCCUGCUGGGCCGCACCAACGCUGAUGCCCGCGCCAUCGCGGCCGAGUACAAGCGCAUCAAGGGCAAAGAUCUCUUGACGGAGAUCAAGAGCGAGGUCAACGAUACCCUCUUCCGCCUCUACAGCAUGGCCUUGAGCGGCGCCCGUGCCGAUCCAUCCGCGCCCGUCCACCCUGUCGAGAUCGACACCAAGGUCACCGAGCUACACCAGGCCACAGAGGGCAUCAUUGGCGCCAACGCCAUCUCCGUCGCCCAGAUCCUGGCCACCUCCAACGACGCCCAGAUCCACGCCAUCAGCGAAGCCUACCAGCGGAAGUACCACCGCAAUCUGCAGGACGUGAUCGAGAAAGAGUUUCGCGGCGAUACGGAGGACGCCCUGCUGCACAUGCUGAUCAAGGCGCGAGACAGGGCCAAGGCAGAUGCGGACUGGCUCCGGGCGCCACUGCUGCGUAAGUCGGGGACUAAGGAGAAGCACUUUAUCUACCGGGUCACUACGCUGUACUGGGACAGGUCACGCCUGGAGGCGGCCAAGGAUGCGUACGAGAGGGAGCACGGGAGGAGACUGGCAACGGAUGUCAAGGCAUAUCUCGAUGGCGAUUACGAACAUUUGGUAGUGGCUCUAAUCGGCGGGAAGAGCUAG
Emericellopsis cladophorae is the source of this 1539-nucleotide messenger RNA. RefSeq lists its product as uncharacterized. Bases 1 to 1539 code for a protein of 512 amino acids. NCBI's taxonomy places the organism in Eukaryota, Fungi, Ascomycota, Sordariomycetes, Hypocreales, Bionectriaceae. Gene Ontology annotation, cellular component: cytoplasm. Gene Ontology annotation, molecular function: calcium ion binding; calcium-dependent phospholipid binding. The transcript has a single exon. The record is from RefSeq and is a predicted model, not a curated record.